Messenger RNA from Corythoichthys intestinalis (scribbled pipefish), 8193 nucleotides. Its product is annotated as mucin-2. The transcript is spliced from 4 exons. Lineage: Eukaryota; Metazoa; Chordata; Actinopteri; Syngnathiformes; Syngnathidae. The record is from RefSeq and is a predicted model, not a curated record. Bases 851 to 3925 code for a protein of 1024 amino acids.
CACUCGCAGCGCUCCGACUGCCGGGCAGCCAGCUCCCAGGGAUGCCCAGCAAGGUCCCCACGUGAAGGGGAGACCAAGGCGGGGAGGGGGGUGGGGGACAAAGAGCAAGAGAGCGACGGGAGACAUCCGGAGGAAGAAGUCGGCGGUGGGAAUAACGAGCAACGCCGGAGGGAUGCGAGGACCGGAGGAGGAGAGAGACGUGGAGUUUCUACUGUAUUGAGCCGUGAGGAAAUGACUUAGUAAAACAAGGGCCAAGAGAAGAAAAGAGCUUGAAAGGAGGGGCAAUAAAACCAAGGAAGUGAGAGCCACAAAAGCCGAAUGACGCUGGGUGUGAUGGAGAGCCAAGCAGGUUCGGUCUAUAACUUGGCUGCCCUUCCUCUUGUUGGCCUGGAGGACAAAGCAGUUGGAGAGGUUGAACCGGCAAUGUGAUGGAAACAAAACUGAAGGACAGGUUGCCUCCUCCCUGCUUAUUUGCUCUGAAUCUUUUUCAUGGAAGAAACGAGCAACAAAAGACACGCAGCAGCUUGAAGAAAAUUGAUGCUGCAUUUAUUUAACUUGCUACACGUAGAAGAUAACGGACUUUAUUGUCAUCCUUUUGACGGUUCACCAUCUUGACCUGUGAAUAUGAAUUUUCCUUUGGUUAAAGACAAGGGAUAACCUGUGCACGACCCAAAAUGCGACCCAAAACUGUUAUGCCAUAAGUAACUUUACUGAAACGCCGGAUCUCUUUCUUUAUUAAUAAUGAUUAAUCACUUUGCUUGGUGAUGCACUGAUACAACUGGGCCUUUUGUGAUACAUUGGACUACCCGCAGUGUUGUUUGAUGUUGGGGGAGAGCAGGAGGAAAGCGCAAUGGUGAGCAAAGAGCCCAACCACUUGCUGUCAGGCCAAACCAACGGGAAGAGUGCCCUGGCGGAAAAGUCUGGAACAAUGACUGUGCGUUCGGUGCUGCUCAAUCGUGACUCUCCGGACAUUGAGAGUCGACUGAGGCGGCGCCGCAACCGCACUCACCAGGUUCGCUUUAAAGACCUGGAAGACGGCAGCAGCAGCAGCGGCAAUAGUGGCACGGGAGAGAACAGCAACCACCAGAGGUCGACGACAGACUGCGAUAGUCCUCAUCCUCUGCGCAAAAACAGCAGCAGGCCCCCUAAAGGACCAUGGGGGGGAAAGGAUGGACCACAUACUGACAGCCUACCCGGUCAGACCUCUGUGGUAGGAGCAGUGCGUGGAGACAUGGCUAGUACAAUCGAGGUUGUGGCUGCUUUUUUGGCCAGGGCCCCUCCCCAUCCACUGACACCUGGUCCUACUCGUCGAUGCUGGGCACCACCACAAAUUAACUCCCUGACCUUGCCAAUGACACGAAAACCAAGCACCAGCACAGCCAUUCAAACCUCACCAUGCCUGAAAAAGUCGCUCUCUUCCACGCACACUCGUACCCACAGCCUAGGAGAUUCUUUGGGCAUAGAUGGUGAUGAUGAACACGACUCCCAAGAUGAAUACCUUACAAACAACCAUAAGGAAUCCUCGAGCUCAAGGGAUCUUAAUGGUCCUCAAGCGCCUGCAGAUCGAACUAUAAUUGAACGGAGACCAAAAUCAUCCAGGGCGGACAUGAAAUCAACUGUUGAGGUCACAAAAAUCUCUAGGUAUAGUUGUCCUCCAUCAGUCCUUCACAACACCGAGCUAUUCCACUGUCCGAACACGUCAAGCCGAGAUGGCCCUAAGCGUCAGGGAAGUGUCACGCCCUCGCUGGUCCGGAGGAGAAAGCGUCUGAACAGGACAACAAGCGAUCCUGGAAAAGAAGUUCACUAUUGCACCACUCCUACUCAGACUGAGACCCCUCAUUCAACUCUGCCGCAUUCAAAUAUCAGACUUUCACGAGUCCAAACCGAGUGCAUGUCUACCCAUUCAAAAUAUUGCACUACACAAAUUCAAACCGAAGUCAAGAUUCAAAACAGCAGCUCCAAUUCGACCCCCCCUUUAAAUGUUACACAGUGCACCACACAGAUACAAACAGAUUCUCUCUUGCCUUCAGCUACAGACCAUCAACCAUCCCAGAUGCAAACUUCCAGCCCCUGUGCUUCUCCACCUCCGCUGGAAUCACCAAACUCAGAUCAAAUUGAAUUUGAGAGUCCUAUAGCGGCAAAUGUGACACAGGAUCCUUUCCCCACGCAAAUAACUACUGUGCCUUACUGUUCAUCUCCGCCUCCUCCAAGUGCACCGUCACAGAAACCUGAAGCAUGCACUGAGCCAUCUUGCUUCUCGUCAAUUGAGCCAGCAAGUGUCUCCUCGCCUCCCUCCACAGCCCUUCCUUUUUCUUGCUCUGAAACCACUGUAAUCCAAAACUCCAUCCCAUACUAUACUCAUAUGACACCGACAGGAUCCAACAGUGUACUACCUGUCUGUUCCACUCCAUUGCCAGCAGCAUCAGCAUGCUCUACUGGAAACAGCACUUCUCUUGCCCCAAAUAUGGCAUCACCAGUUACCCUCACAUGUCUCACUCCAGCUCCUGUAAAUAACCCAGGUGUGGCUCCCUGUGACCCCAGACACCAAACUGCUUCUCAACCACAGCCACGAAACGUGUAUCCGGCUACAAAUCAAACUCCAUGCACAAUUGUAACGCAAACUGCUUUGUCUUGCACCUCCAUCUCCUAUUACACUACAACCCAUGCAGCAGGCCCUCUCCACAAUUCCUCAACUCCUUCGUGUGCAACCCUCAUACAAACCCUAGCGCACUGCAACAUUCCAUGUCAACCAUUGCAAAAUGCCUCCUCGGUCAGCAUGGGCAUGGCAAUCUACACCUCUCCAGUCCCAAAACUAACAACGUGCAAAUCUCCACCGCCACUGGUCAAUAUUCCGAAUGUGCACCAUUGCGCAACGCCAACAAAGGCCGUUCCUCUGUACUCGUUUCGAGCAGCACCACCAUACACACCUCCCUCUCAGGCCCCCUUGAACACUCAGGAAAAGAGGGGCAUUAGACUCCCACCUCCUGCACCACCACCACCACCCUACACGCCACGUAAAAAGGGAAAUGACCCGCCGACGGCUGCAGUCCGUACACCUGCGCUCAGGGCAGAGAGCAAGGCCAACGAGAUGGAUAAAGAUGAGGAGAAAGAGAAGAAAGGAGAUGUAAAAUCUAGAGACAAAGAAAAGCUCUGUGAGAGAGCCAGCUCUCUUAAGCAGAGGGCUAAAACUCCACCAGUUUGUGUGGUGAAGGGAGAAAAACCGUCUUCUCCCGCCAAGGCCUGUUUUAAGUCUAGCUGUCUCAGCUCAGCUCAGGCUCAGCUUGGGGUACUACACAAAAUCCUCUGUGCAGGAGCCAAUGCUCCCAACAGCCAACACGCAAUCCCUCCAAACCAGCAGGGUUAUUCCGGGGCCAAGGGUUGUGCAGUUUCCGAGGAAAUGCCUCUGACUCCUACCCAAGCUGACACGCUGAGACAGGUGCAGGAGAUUCUGGGAGGGUUGGUGUCUGGAGCUAGGUGUAAGUUGGACCCAGCCCGAGUGACAGAGAAGCUCCUGGGUCCCAACGGGCCAUUACGAGACAUUCGAAGCCUUCAGAGUCAUCUCCACAGCCUGGAGGGGGUCUUAGAGACUAGCCAGAAUACCAUCAAGAUCCUACUGGAUGUAAUACAAGAUUUGGAGAAGAAGGAGGCUGAACGAGAUGGAAGACAUUCAUACCGAACCGGUCAGGACAUUGAGAACUGUGGGACCUGCAGGGACUGUGCUUGCAUCAUCUAUAGCGUAGAGCAUGACUUUCGUCUUCAGGAAGGGCAGGUGGUGCGCACAUGGAAGGUGGGCGACCCUCCUGAGGGCUCACCCCAGACCUCCACCCCUCCGUCCAGCACGCCUAGCCAACAGGACUCCCCCCAAGCGGUUCGUCCCACUGCGACCGCCAAGAAGAACAGAAAGAAAUGCUUCUGGUUCCUCUGAAACAAAAGACUUUUGGAAUUGCAAUACCCCCGCAGAUGGGGGCUGAUCGACCUGGAGGAUUAAAACAUGCAAAUAUACAAAAGAAAAACUGUGGGAGGACAAGACACAAAGGUCGAAAUUUGAGCGCCUUUUUGUUGGAGGUGAUGACAAUGCCUUGAUGUGCUUUUAGAGCUCUCCAAAAAGGCCUCUUCAGCUUUUUUUUUAUGGCGCGGGACGGUCACUUCAAGUGCAAUAUGACUAAGCAAUGAUGAGAUGUGAACAGAAUAAAUACAGAUAAUAUACACUACUCACAAAAAGUUGGGGAUAAUUGGCUUUGUGAAAUUUCAAAUGCAUUUUCUAACAUUCUCAUCCACCUGUUUAAUGUUUCUGUACUUUUUGCACAACUUGUCCUCUCAUAAGGAGCUGAAGGGCAAAAUUCAAAAGAGGUUUUAAUCCAUGAGUUUGCAGGUAUAUUUUCAAGAGCAUCCACUUUAAGCCUUUCAUUGAGUCUUUGUAGCAAACUGGCAAUGACACCCUGUAACAUACCUGUACAACCUAGUGGCCCAGUGACCUUUGAUGACGUCUUGGUACAAGGUAGUGUUUAUAAAUUGUUAGAUGUAGCCUUAUUCUUAGGAUAUCCAGCAACAGUAAGUAACAUUAUCUCAAAUUAAUGCAAAUUCAUUAAUAAACCACUUAUAAAAAACACAAAUGAAAACAAUGCUUUAUACAGGGAAAAAAAACUUGAGCAAACAAAAUCGUUUACAAUAAACAGUUUAAAACAACAGAAAAGUUUUUUUUUUUUUUUUAAAUUGAAAACUACAACAGAUGCUUAGCCUUAAAGUGCCUGUGACAGGAUAAAAAAAAAGUCUUAAAUAGCAUUAUUAUGUAAAUUAAAACCAUAUUUUGAGACGAUUCGACUAUAUACAACAUUGUUUAAUCUGCAGUUUAGCCCCCCCUGUCAUUAUAGCGCUCUAGCGACCCCAGCUGGAUGAUGACGACGGCAGGGUCAAGAUUUCAGCUGAUUUAGAAUUCAGCCCAUUGAGGGGGAAGAUUCAGAACGAGAAAAAUUGCAACAGAGAGCAGCAAAAUGUCAUCGUUUCAAUCUCUCUACUCCAAUAUUUUUAAAGGAUAUUCUCUAUAUCUAUGUAUUUUCCCCAUUUGCUAAAUAAAUGGUAUGAUCAUGACAAAUCACAGUCUUGUGCUAAAUGGAAUAUGAAAUAUUAAAAAUGCAUUUAUUCAGUACAACAUGGCAAAAUUACUGCAUAAUGGUCAAAAUUGUUGACUUCUUGCAAAUCCCGAAUGGUAUUUUAUGCCACCGGAGUUAGUCAGGCUUUUGUCAUUUCCCUGCCCCGGCUUUGGAGAUGGAGGAAAGAGUGUAAACAAAACAGGAGGCGUGACAGCUAGCCGACUUACUAACCCGAACCAAGCGGCGUUUCCAAGUCUUUUUCCCGCCUUUCGACAACGUAAAAUCACACAAAACUACCCCAACUCAUGUCACACAUGCCGGCGGGGUUGAUUGUCUUCACCGAUCAGCCAGCCUACGGCAGCGACCAAGUUACUGCGCCCCAGCAGGCAGGCAGUGCUCCUCGCUGAGAGAGAAGGGGAAAUGCCGAAAAUGAGAACUCACACAAAACUACCCCAACCUAUGUCACACACGGUGGUGGGGAUGAUUGUCUUCACUGAUCGGCCAGCCCACGCAGGCAAGCAAGUUACGGCUCAUCGUUCUGCUGCCCCGGCGGGCAGGCAGUGCUCGUCGCCGGGGAGAGAAGGGGAAACGCCUAAAAUGUAAACAAAAAAGGAGUAGUAUUAUCACCCACAAAAAUGCAAGCUACCUCCUUAUUAAAAUGUUUGCCAUGAUCCCAGUAUUUGACAUAAUAUAAAACACGAAGCUUAUUCACUUCCUUGCCCGUCCAAUGGUUCCUCGGUUGUCGGACCUGUUUUGACCAUCACGGUGAACAAGGAUCUUUUGGAAAUCCAAAAAGCCUAACACCACUCUACCUGGUGUAGCAACAAAAGCCUGCAUUGCAUUGGGCUGGCAUGACGCAAAAAAUAAACAAAUUAAUCCGCAAUAUCAGAUGAAUCCGCAGUCCUUCUGCAUGCUAUAUUGCAAUGGCUGCCUUAUUAAGAUAAUCUCUACCGCUCGCGUCACAUUCGCCUUCUUCCUCAACCCGAGACUGGAGCCGGAAGUCACUCAUUUUCAUGGCGCGGGAUUAAAAAAAUUGAAUAAAUAUAUCGAUCGCUUCCACACACAUCCAAACAUUCAGGAGCAUAAAAUACCGCGUGUAAUAUAAAAUAAACAUGCUUUCUGGUGUCACAGGCACUUUAAGCAGAGUUGAAAGCCAAAGAAUUUUAAACAAGCAUCUACUAACCAAUAAAGGGAACAGUUUAUUUACUAAAUUGAGCAGAUGUCUUAGUCCAUUCACAGAUUCAAACCAAUUAUGAAUUUUGCCAUUUCACCGACAAGUACUGUCAACAAUUGGACAUGUGAAUUUGCAAGUUUGGAGGUCAAAAUUAGUUGACUUUCAACGAUUUUCGUGCAUUUUAAGAAUUAUUUUCAGGAAAAAGAGCCCAACAUCCCUAACUUUCUUAUACACACACACAUACAAUCAGAGUUGAAACCAUAAUUUUACAUACAUGACUUUAAAAAGAAAAAAAAGACACACAUGAUUUUUUCUCUUCUGACAUAAAAUCAGACUGAACCUUUUCUGUUUUAAGUGAAUUAGAAUUACUGAAUGAUUCUUUUUUUUUAUAUGCCAAACUAACGUUUUUCCAUCAUGUUUUUUUCUCAAAGACAGAGGUUUACAUACAUUACAAAUUAGUAUUUCAUAUUGCCUUUCUCUUGAAUGAAUUGGGUCAAUGUUUUCUUUAUCCUACCAUAAGCUUCAAUCAAUUGACAGGGGUUUUGAACUAUUCCUCCUGACAGAACCGGUGGAACUGAGCCAAGUUUGUUGGCCACCUGUCUUUUCAGGUCUUGCCCUUUAAUUCAAAUAGUAUUAAGAUCAGGGCUCUGCAACGGCCGAUACAAAACAUCGACUUUGUUCUCCUGGAGCCACUUAAUGACCGUUUUUGCAGUAUGCUUUGAGCCAUUUUCUAAUUUAAAGAUCCAUUGAAGCUUUAACUUCCUGGCUGAUGUCAUGAGUUGUUGUUUCAGUUUUUCCACAUAAUGUUCUUUCAUUGUGAUGCAAUAUAUUGUAUUGUCAAGUCCACCAAACCCUCCUGUAGCAACACAACUCCACAACAAGCUACUGCUAUCCCUGUAUUUCACAGUUAGGAUGGUGUUCUCAGGGUUGCGUCUCUUUCCUCCAAAUGUAACAAUCCUCAUUACAGCCAAACAGUUCAAUUUCGAUUUCAUCAGACGACUGGAAAAGGCUCCAAAGUGAAGGUAUUUGACCUGUGUGCACUUGCAAUAUGUAAUCUGGGUUUUUCUUCACACUUUUGUUUAAAGUAAUGGCUCCUUCCUGCUAGAGUGACCUUUCAGCCCAAGUAAGGACAGUAUUCAUUUCUUGGGUUGAUAUGCACAUUUCAAACCAAAGCUCAUUCAUCUCUGCAAGGCAGAUCCCGUCUCUUCCUGGGCGGUACAAUAGCUUACCCGUGACAUUUCCAUGGUGUUUAGACUGAUGUAUAAUUGUUUGAACAGAUGAUCGCGGCACCUCUGACAUUUGGAAUUUGCACAAUUUUCUUUCUGAAAUGUAGGUGACGCUCUCACAAGGAGUGUGUUUCAGCGGGGACUUCAAAUACAUCCACAGAUGUGUGUCUCUGAUUAUCUUGAAUAUAUAGAGAGAUAAUUAUUAUUAAAUGAUUUGGGAAUCCUGAUUUAACUUUACAAUUUAGUCUGAUAUGACAGAGUUUGAGGGAGAAAAAAUAUGUGUUUUUUUAUAUCGCGUAUGUAAACUUGUGGUUUCAACUCUAUAUUUGGAGUAUACAGUAAUAUCAAAAGGAGUUGUUUGACAUUAUACAGAGAAUGUGAAGUCAUUGUCACUAAUGGACUAAUGAGGGUCAGAACACCAGCUUUUAUAUUCAGAAACAUUUAAAGAAACAAUUUAAGACUUGUAUUUACAAUAUUUAAAAAAUAAAUACGUCUUUUACUGUUGUAGUUGUGGGAGAAACCACUACGCAUUCUCACAUGCAUCCCCCCACCCCCCACACACAAAAACAGCUAAACACGCACACACUCCCACACAGAUGUGAGAAAAGUACAUGUACAUGAAAAAGUAUACAAGAGACUUCUGUGCAUAUUCUGCCAUGAUGUUAUAUUUCAGAUAUGGAUUAAUGCUCUAUUAAAAAAAGUA